AUGUCUGUUGAGCUUGAGCCCGCCGAAUUGGGCUUUCGACGCCCGUUUAACCAAGAAGUCACCGAAACUUUACACCUACGCAACCCUCACUCCGAUCCUGUUGCCUUCAAGGUACCGUUGUUGUUGUUGUCUUCUGCCCUCUUCCGCAUGGUAAACAAACAGCUGACGGAUCUCCUCACGCUUCAGGUCAAAACCACGGCGCCACGAAAAUAUUGCGUUCGCCCAAAUUCUGGCCGUAUUGAGCCGGGCAAACAUAUGGAGGUUCAAGUACUCCUGCAAGCUAUGAAAGAGGAUCCUCCGUUGGAUGUCAAAUGCAAAGACAAAUUUCUUGUCCAGUCUGUGGCUGUUUCUGCAGACAAAGAAUUCUCAAAUGUAACUUCAAUUUGGCACGACGUUGAAAAGACUGCCAAGCAUUCUAUUCAAGAACGAAAAAUCCGUGUCAAUUUCCUGCCCCCUCUAGAUGCAUCCCAGCCAAACGGAGUCGCGUCGGAAGACGAUUCGGCUAAUUUACAAACGUCUCCCGCAAAUGCGAAGUUCGAGACACCAUCGAUGCCCACCCGUGCAGCUCCAGUCAUCAUGGAGCCUCCCAUUGAGCCCCCCAACUUUAAAUCAGGAUCCUCCGAGCCUAGUGCCCCAGAGGCACUUAAACAUGCUGCAGAAGACGUGAAGUCAGAAGCAUUUUCCGGAUCGUACGAGGAUCUCAAGUCCCAGCUCCAAGAAGCCAGAGCUCAAAUUCAGCAGCUGAAACAACAGCUUGCUGAAAAUGAAAUACGGCGGAGGAAAGUGCCAGCUGCAGCCAGUAAUUCACCAGAACUUGCUACCAUACAACAACAAUCGCAUCCAUCUUCUGAAGCGGGCGUCCCGUUGCAGGUGGUUGCAGGUCUCUGCCUAAUAAGUUUCCUCCUGGCAUACGUCUUCUUUUAGGUUAUCACAUGCUUAAUAUUGUUACGAACUGCUUUCUCCACCAGUUCGUUAAAUCCCGCUAUUGACCCUCCCUUAUUUAUUUUCCUUUCUUCUUUGCGGUCUUCACCCCCAUUACGAGUGCCCUGACUAGCGUGUCCAUCCUCCAUUCAAUGUUGCAUAUAUGGCGGUUUUGACCGCCCCUCAGCCACCCGUUUAUCUAUCAGCAAUGUGUCCCCGACUUUUUGUGGUUGUCAACUUACGUGUUUGUUCCUUUGUUUUAUGUCAACAUCCUCCUUUUCCACAAUUGGUUGGCCCUUGGGAGUUUUGUACCGCGUUUUCUACCUAUUAAUGGCUAACACCCUUUCAAUACAGGGCUCCUCUGUCCUAGCAUAUUUGGUACCUCUGCUCUCUUUUAUUUCCCAUUUCAUUUCUCCUUUGUUUCAUAUACAUGUCUCAUGGCGCCAACCAAAUUCCCCCCCCCAAAACUAUCACCCUCUUCCUUUCCCUUCUCUUGCUCAAUGUGAUACGAACCAUGCGAUAGGAGUAUAUGCUUAAAAGAUGCUCUUUCUAUCCUCACUACCUCAUAUUAUUAUAUGUUAGGUAUUUACACAUCGGAAAGCAGGUAGAUAAUUGACCCAAUCAUUUAAAUAACUCCGAGUUCAAACAAGACCGAAGGAGACACGCGUACAGCUAAGGACCGUACAUAUAAAUGGCUGCGAACAAGUAUGUAUGCACUAAUAAAGGAAACUGUACUUGAGAACCCAGAUAUAAGCAAGCCAAGACAUGAUAUCUUAAUCUGUCUGGGUGGGAUCAUAUUCCCCAGACGGAGGGUCAAAAUGUAUUGUGACAAAUAAGAGUAGCCAGAAAUCCAGCCCUGAUAUAUGAGAGGGGAACAUUAUAAAACAGAUAUUAAGUAUUAAAGUAUCAAGCAAACUCCGAGAAUGCCAUAUGAAGAGAUCGAGGACAUAUUCGGAUAGAUUUUAUAAAGCAAGAAAAAAAAAAAAAAGAAAAGAAAUUGUAGAUAAGAAAUGGUUGUAGAGGAAGAAAAGAAGGCGUAUAGACUUUUCUUCUCCAAAACAAAUUCAGUUUUGGAGUUCGCUCUCCUUCCAACCACUCCCGCCGACCAUUCUACCUCCUUCGGCCCUUUUCACUCGGCACCACAUGCCCACGUUCUUAUCGAAGAUAAACGUCCAAAUAACCCACACCCAGCUUCGAUGGCAUGGUAGCGGUUCAUAGAACUCCUUUGCGAUUUUCUGGAGAGUAUGUAACCGAGUCCAAGGGAUAGCUGGAAAAUCGUGAUGUUCGUUGUGCAAGCCGACGUUAUAGGUUAAGAUAUUAAGGGGUCCGUAGUAGGAGUAUGUUUCGGGUGGAGAGAGCGAGUCCAAUGGGGAUGAGGAAGAGGAAGUGUUGGUACCUUUCUUCCCCGACUUCAUCGCCCGUUGUUCUUCGAUGGACUCGGUUCCUCCGGAUGUAUUGGAAAAGAAGUAAUGUUCCGCGAUAAAGUGACCAGCACAGGGGUGCAAGGAGCCUGCAAGGAACGAACUAAGGAGAAGAUAAUAGAUUGGCUGCAUGGACGAGCCGCAGAAUUUGUAGAGAGCAAAAUCGAAUGUAAAUUGCGCAAUGAUGUUCAGCAAG
This is a messenger RNA of Coccidioides immitis RS, 2538 nucleotides long. RefSeq names its product integral ER membrane protein Scs2. The record is from RefSeq and is a predicted model, not a curated record. The transcript has 6 exons. The coding region runs from base 1 to 924 and encodes 307 amino acids. Gene Ontology annotation, molecular function: FFAT motif binding. Gene Ontology annotation, biological process: endoplasmic reticulum membrane organization. Gene Ontology annotation, cellular component: endoplasmic reticulum membrane; plasma membrane. Lineage: Eukaryota; Fungi; Ascomycota; Eurotiomycetes; Onygenales; Onygenaceae.